AGCGUUUAAACCAAUCAGAGUUCGAGUUUGAGGUGUAACUACGGAAAGCGUCCUGACAUGUGGAUUACAUGCCGUAUGGAAGUAGAGAGGCUGUUUUAAAACAGUUGAAGCUGCAUCACUGUUACGAUGGCAAAGAGUCAGCUUCUUCAGCCCGAGACUUCUUCAGAGAAAAAGAAGUCAAAACAAGCCGUGAAAGACAAGAAGAAAAUGAAGAGGAAGAAGGCAGAAUAUGAGGACUCUGAGACGUGUGUCCCUGCUGAUGAUGUCACAGAGGUGAAGAAAAAGAAAGCCAACAUAAACGACGUCACAACACUCGAAGGCAAGAAGAAAAAGAAGCAGAGGGAGACCAAGAGCAAGAGUUCAGAUGAGUUCAUCUCUCCUGCAGAAGCUGAUCAGCCUGCAGAAGCACAGAUGAAUGAAGUGGAGGAGGAAGGGAUGGAGGAGGAAGGGAUGGAGGGAGGGGAUGACCUGACCCCCGAGGAGAGACGAGUGCUGGAGAGGAAGUUGAAGAAGAUUCGGCGAAAGGAGGAGAAGAAGAAACAGAAAGAGAAAGAGAUGAGUGAAAAAGAGGGGAGCAAGACCAGCGUGGCCCAGAAACAGGCUCUGGAGUACCUCACAUGCUGGUCAGAGAAGCGGGAUGAAUGGAAAUUUCAGAAGACGAGGCAGGUGUGGUUACUGCAGCAUAUGUUUGACAGUGAGAAGGUGUCUGAUGCUCAUUUUGCAGUGUUGUUAUCAUAUCUGGAGGGUCUGCAGGGAGUAGCUCGAGAGACCACUGUGCAGAAAGCAGAGGCUCUGGUCCGUUGGGGUGGGCAGGAGGAUACAGAGGGCGGAGCUGCAGAGGCAGAGAGGAGAGCACACAGAGCCAAAGAGGUCAUUCAGAUUCUCUCAUGAUCACCAGAUCAAACUCGUCUCUCGGACUGGCCUCUUUGUGUCCGUCUAUGCCAUCACACACAGUGCUGUGUACGCUUCACGCUCGAAACGUCUCACACUGUUCAGAAUAAUUUCAAGAGAUGAGGCGAGUGCGAUAGAGCAGGAAACACAUGAUCAGUGUUCAGGGUCCCCAGUGAUGUGGAUGAGAAUCAUAGACAAGUAAUAUGUCUGAACCUGUAAAUAUGUAUGACAUUAAAAUGUUUUUAUAAUAAAGAUAUGUGAUUUUA
This is a messenger RNA of Colossoma macropomum (tambaqui), 1157 nucleotides long. RefSeq lists its product as uncharacterized. The record is from RefSeq and is a predicted model, not a curated record. Lineage: Eukaryota; Metazoa; Chordata; Actinopteri; Characiformes; Serrasalmidae. Bases 127 to 891 code for a protein of 254 amino acids. The transcript is spliced from 6 exons.